AACGACUACGACUUAAUCCAUAGAGCGCGCACGCAUCGCGCCAUCGUAUCGCGACUACUCUCAUCUUAACUGUCUUUAUUUUGCACGUCUAACGUCUGACGCUAAUCUAUAUUACGUCAAAUUAAUCGCUAAAGAAUUAUUUAUAUUUUAAAUAUAAUUUCAUCCACCAUGCAAAGUUUUAACAAAUGUUUCUUAAAUCCAACGACUAUUAAUCUGACAUGCAUCAGGUAUGCAUCAAAGAAAAGUAGUACCAGUACAAGAAAUAAACCUAUUAAGACAAGACCGAAGCACAGAGGUAUCCGUGUAAAUGAUGGUGGUUUUGUACAGGCAGGAACAAUACUUGCUACUCAAUUGAAACCUAGAUUUCAUCCUGGUUUAAAUGUUGGCUGGGGAAGAGAUGGAACAUUGUUUGCUAUGGAGGCAGGAAAGGUGUUGAUAACUUGUGAGAAGAUCAAUCUUGAUUUUGAUCAUAAUUGGGUGAUAAAACAUUAUGCAGGUCGGGAAGGACAAACUAUCUAUAAGAAACAUUUCAACGUAAUACCAAUGCCUCAACACGAUCGUUUUAAACUGAUCAAUGCCAUUUAGACUAGAGAAUUUUAUUAAGUAAUUCGUACAGAAAAGAAUGUAUGAUUAAUUCAGAUAAUAUAAACAACGCAUAACGCAAUUAUUUAAUAUUUUUUGAUCGUUUGUCAAACAGAAAAGUCCCUGAUAACAGAUUUGUAAUAAUAUUACAAUAUAAGUAGAGAGAGAAUUUAAUUUAUAUGAUUAUUAAUUACGUAUACUACUUUACAAUCGCUCCUAUCUGUUUUCAGCCCACUGAAAUGAUUGAUAAUUUACACUUUUACCACCUUCAGAGAAUGUGGCCAAUAUUUGGGUUUUCCUAACGUGACUUGCAAUACGACAUUGCCCAAUAAGCUCUGUGAUAGGUAUUUCCUCGUUUCUGCUUUUGCAUUGAAUUAUAAAUUGAGAAUGAAACAUAAUCGGAUCGCCUGUAAAAAUAUGAAUUUAUAUGUAUAAUUAUAAACACAUGUAAAGUUCCUUUUCGAGAUAAUAGCAGUUAAGACUAAUAAAUGUUGUAAUAAAGUAA
Messenger RNA from Vespa mandarinia (Asian giant hornet), 1087 nucleotides. It is a transcript of the gene mRpL27, whose product is annotated as mitochondrial ribosomal protein L27. Gene Ontology annotation, biological process: translation. Gene Ontology annotation, cellular component: ribosome; mitochondrial large ribosomal subunit. Gene Ontology annotation, molecular function: structural constituent of ribosome. The record is from RefSeq and is a predicted model, not a curated record. NCBI's taxonomy places the organism in Eukaryota, Metazoa, Arthropoda, Insecta, Hymenoptera, Vespidae.